AUCACGUGGGCCAUCAAUCACUGCCUCAUCCCUAAUCCGGCAGAAUCUAAAUCCAUUAAAAUGGGAGUUGGGCCGAUGUUUCUUCAAAACUGAUCCAUUAUAUGUAGAGACCGGAGAAUCCAGUGUCGACUGGUAAGACUUGAGAUGAGAGAGGAAGACAAAUUACGUGCCAAUGUUUCCCGCAGUAGGAAGCAAAAAACCGUUUCGCAAGCCGGCCCGGACCACACGUUUCUUUCGGUGACUUAUUAGUCAUUUUCACAAACGAACUGUGAUGACUAGUUAGAGCUUACUAUGGGUGCCUGAUCUCUUUCAUACUUCUUUCUAUGAUUUUUGCCCGAUGAGGAAUGCCUUCGCCACUCUCAACCGUCAACGCCGUCUCUCCACCGCAGUACACCAUGAUAGACCUGUUGGAACCAUGUUAUGUCGUUCUGUUUCUCUGGAAGUUCAGAUGGAAAUUGGAAUCGGAAGGACACCGGAUACUUGGCGCCCAUCAUACUUGUUGCAACGAAAUGUGUUUUCUAAGGGUUUUGUCAGUGUGCAUGGGGAGAGGCCUUCUGCCGAGUAUGCAAAGUUGAGGAAAGAAACACUGGAAAGUGAAUUCGGGCAUACUGUUGGAACACGCAGCUCCAAAAGUGUGUCUGUUGUCUACCGAUUUGGUCCAUUUUUGGCAUUGUACAGAGCAGCAAUCAUUUCAUUUCAUGUAUUGAAGUUGACCAUUUGGCGAUUUUUUUUUCGAGACAUUAAAGAGCGUGCUUCCAAGUUUCGGGAGACUCUAAUUCGCUUGGGUCCUUUCUACGUUAAGAUUGGGCAGGCUCUGAGCACUAGACCAGACAUAUUGCCACCUGUUUAUUGCCAAGAACUUGCUAAGUUACAGGACCAAAUUCCCCCAUUUCCAACCCAUGUCGCAAUAAAAUCUAUUGAAAAUGAACUUGGUAUUCCAGUUUCAGAAAUAUUUGCUGAUAUAAGCCCGGAACCUAUUUCAGCUGCAUCUAUAGGACAGGUGUAUAAAGCUCACCUUCAUUCUGGAGAACUUGUAGCUGUUAAAGUACAGAGGCCUGGUAUUUCACUCUUGUUGACCCUUGACGCAUUGUUAUUCCACAUGAUUGGGGGCCAAUUAAAGCGAUUUGCAAAAGCCCACAAAGAUUUGUUAGUUGCUGUAAAUGAAAUGGUAAGACACAUGUUCGAUGAAAUCGAUUACAUCUUGGAGGCAAGAAAUGCCGAACGCUUUGCCUCUCUUUAUAGUGACUGCAUUAUUCAUGGCCAAACUUGUAAUCAAAACUCUAAAGAUGGGAUUACCAACAAAACCAAAAAUGCAAGCGGAAUAAAAGUGCCAAUAUACUGGGAUCUCACUCAAAAAGCUGUGCUUACAAUGGAAUGGUUGGAUGGAAUUAAGCUUACAGAUGAAACUGCCCUGAAGAAGGCAUGUCUGAACCAAAGGCAACUUAUUGACCAGGGAGUAUACUGCUCUUUGAGACAAUUGCUUGAGGUUGGGUUUUUCCAUGCUGAUCCACAUCCAGGAAACCUAUUUGCUACUAUCAGUGGCUCCCUUGCAUAUUUAGACUUUGGGAUGAUGGGAGAUAUCCCUCGCCAUUAUCGUGUAGGACUUAUUCAAGUGCUUGUGCACUUUGUUAAUCGUGACUCUCUGGGAUUGGCAAAUGACUUUCUUUCUUUGGGAUUUAUUCCUGAAGGAGUUGAUAUACAAUCUGUGGCUGAUGCAUUGGAGACGUCUUUUGGGAAGGGAACACGACAAUCUCAAGACUUCCAGAGUAUAAUGAACCAGUUAUAUGAUGUUAUAUAUGAUUUUAACUUCUCUCUUCCCCCGGACUAUGCUUUAGUGGUAAGAGCUCUUGGUUCACUAGAAGGGACAGCUAAAGUUCUUGAUCCUGAUUUCAAAGUUGUUGAAACUGCAUACCCUUUUGUGAUUGGGAAGCUCUUGGCUGAUCCAAAUCCUGAUAUGAGAAAAACUUUAAGGGAACUUCUCAUCUGUAAUAAUGGAUCCAUUAGGUGGAACCGCCUAGAGCGCUUGAUAGCAGCAAUAUCAGAACAGGCAUCUGAAUCGUCUGAGGAGCCUCCUAAGUCUGAAGAAAAAGGUUCGCAUCCCUUGGGAUGGAAGUCAUUCGAUAUGCAUGCUGUUGUUGCUGCCACCGAAGAUCUCCUGCUUUUUAUUCUAUCUGAGAAGGGUCAAAUAGUGCGGGUUUUCCUCCUGCGUGAUAUAAUUAGAGCAGCAGAUAUAUUUCUACAGGACGAAGUUAUGGGUCGUAGACUAGAUGCUGAAAGUAAAGCAAGAAAAACUUCAGAAUCAGAGGACGAUGCGAUUAUGAGAAGAGUUAUGAAUGGGUUUGGGUCACUGAAAGAAGCAGUGAAGUUGGGCCCAGAGGUGUGGACCCCAAUGUUCAUCCGCAUAGCACUGAACCCACAAACCCAUAGGUUUUUUGCAGACGUGAUAUCGGCCUUAAUGAUGCGGCUCAGCAACAAAUUUCCAGACACUUUCUGGGUUUGCAUGUCUACACUAAUUCACAGGGUGGCAAAAUCCCAACCACCUCACACUCCAUCCCAUCCUAUUACAUAAAUAAUUAUAGUAAAUAGGGAUAGGGAGAGAAUGAUGAAUUAUAUAUGAGAGUAGGUUGGUGUUUUUAGUGUGGAGGCCUUCCAUUCCCAUUUAUCUUUAAUUAAAUUAGGCGUGCUAUAUCAUUGCCAUCUGGCAACUCAUGCUAUCUUCCUUGUAGGAUAGGAUAAUGUAAAUAAUUUGUAAAGAAAAGAAAUGGGUAUAAAAGAUAAUAAAUAAUACAA
Gossypium arboreum is the source of this 2790-nucleotide messenger RNA. RefSeq lists its product as uncharacterized. NCBI's taxonomy places the organism in Eukaryota, Viridiplantae, Streptophyta, Magnoliopsida, Malvales, Malvaceae. The record is from RefSeq and is a predicted model, not a curated record.